UAGUGUUUCGCCGUCUGUUUUGCUCAGUAGCUCCAUCCCAGGUGUCCCGUAGUAACUCCCGAGCCUUCGUUUGCUGCGGUCAGUAUGAUCCUUUACACGAUCGGACUGAUCGUGGCGUUUGUUUUCCUCGCCCUCAAGUACGUCUACUCGUACUGGGAUCGACAGGGGCUGCCGAAUUUGAGGCCCGAAAUUCCCUACGGCAAUCUACGCAUUCUAGCCCAAAAGAAAGAAUCCUUCAAUGUGGCUAUUAACGAUCUGUACGACCGUUCCAGUGAACGGUUGGUUGGAGUUUAUCUGUUCUUCCGCCCAGCGAUCCUGGUCCGGGAUGCGCAUCUCGCCAAGCGGAUAAUGAUGAACGAUUUCCAGCACUUUCACGACCGUGGCGUCUACUGCAACGAGCACAGUGAUCCGAUGUCGGCCAACCUGUUCGCCCUGCCCGGCCAGCGGUGGAAAAAUCUGCGUGCGAAGCUUACACCAACCUUCACCUCCGGCCAGCUACGGCACAUGCUGCCAACGUUUCUGGCAGUGGGCAGCAAGCUCGAGCAGUAUCUCGAACGCUUGGCAAACGAAAAACAGUCCGACAUGCGUGACAUCGUUUCGCGCUACGUGCUCGAUGUGGUGGCUUCAGUGUUUUUCGGCUUCGAAGCCAACUGUCUGCACGAUCCCGACGAUGCGUUCCGUGUGGCGUUGCGUGAUCUUAACAAUCCGGACAGCUUCAUGAACAACAUCCGAACAGCCGGCGUUUUUCUGUGUCCCGGGCUGCUAAAGUUUACCGGCAUCAAAUCGCUAUCGCCUCCGAUGAAAAAGUUUACCACAGAAGUGAUCAGUUCCCAUCUGCACCAGCGUGAGACGGGCCAGGUGAUGCGCAAGGACUUUAUCCAGAUGCUAACGGAUCUGCGCCGCAAGGCUGGUAGCAGUGGGGAAGAAACGCUCACCGAUGCACAGUGUGCGGCCAAUGUGUUUCUGUUUUACGGUGCUGGGGCCGAUACUUCCACCGGUACGAUUACAUUCACACUGCACGAGCUGACGCACAAUGCUGAGGCGAUGGCUAAGCUUCAGCGAGAGGUCGAUGAGAUGAUGGAGCGACACCACGGUGAAAUCACGUACGAUAACAUCAACGGGAUGAAGUAUCUGGAUUUGUGCGUGAAGGAAACGCUUCGAAUCUAUCCCGCCUUGGCUGUGCUGAAUCGGGAGUGUACGAUCGACUACAAAGUGCCGGACAGUGACACUGUCAUUCGCAAGGGCACGCAGAUGAUUAUCCCUCUGCUAGGGAUUAGCAUGAACGAGAAGUACUUCCCCGAGCCGGAACUGUACUCUCCGGAGCGAUUCGAUGAGGCCACAAAGAACUACGACGCAGAUGCGUACUAUCCGUUCGGCGCCGGUCCUCGCAACUGUAUCGGUCUGCGGCAAGGGUUGUUGUUGUCAAAGAUUGCGCUAGUGAUGAUGCUGUCCCGAUUUAACUUUUCGGCCACCAUUCCGAGGAAGAUAAAGUUUGAGCCCGUUUCAAUCACACUGGCACCGAAAGGAGGCCUUCCAAUGAGGAUCGAGAAUCGUGUUAAACAUCAUAGUGGCAUAAUGUUUGUUUACACUCUCGCGCUCGUGGCGGCCGUGAUCUUUCUCGUGCUCCGCUACAUCUACUCUCACUGGGAGAGGCAUGGACUUCCGCAUCUAAAGCCAGAGAUUCCGUACGGCAACAUACGCACCGUUGCCGAGAAGAAAGAAUCAUUCGGCACUGCCAUCAACAACCUGUACCACAAGUCGUCCGACCGUCUGCUGGGAAUCUACCUGUUCUUCCGCCCUGCUAUCUUGAUUCGCGAUCCUCAUCUCGCGAAGCGUAUUAUGGUAAACGACUUCCAGAACUUUCACGAUCGCGGUGUCUACUGCAAUGAAGAGCACGAUCCCUUCUCGGCCAAUCUGUUCGCUCUGCCCGGUCAGCGGUGGAAGAACUUGCGUGCGAAGCUCACGCCGACCUUCACGUCCGGACAACUGCGUAACAUGCUCCCCACCCUGCUGGACGUCGGAAACAAGUUGAUCGAUCGUAUGAACAAGGUGGCCGACGAGAAGGCGAUCGUCGAUAUGCGUGAUAUUGCGUCACGGUUUGUGCUCGACACGAUCGCUUCGGUGUUCUUCGGCUUUGAGGCAAACUGUAUUCACAACUCGGAAGAUCCCUUCCUAUCGACACUGCGCCGUGCUAAUCGGGGACGCAACUUUAUCGAUAACUUCCGUUCGUCUGGUGUAUUUAUUUGUCCCGGGCUGUUGAAGCUUACCCGCAUGACAUCUCUCCAGCCUGAAUUGAUUAAGUUUGUGAUGGAGAUCAUCACCCAUCAGAUUGAUCAUCGCGAGAAGAACCAGAUCACUCGCAAAGACUUUGUUCAGCUACUGAUUGAUCUGCGUCGUGAAGCUGAUAAAGGUUCGGAAGAAGCACUUACAAUCGAACAGUGUGCAGCCAAUGUGUUCCUGUUUUACAUUGCCGGUGCGGAAACGUCAACAGCAACGAUCUCGUUCACGCUCCACGAGCUUUCGCACAAUCCAGAAGCGAUGGCAAAACUGCAGCAAGAAAUUGACGAGAUGAUGGAGCGAUAUAACGGCGAAAUCACGUAUGAGAACAUAAAAGAGAUGAAGUACUUGGAUUUGUGCGUGAAGGAAACGCUUCGAAAGUAUCCUGGCUUGCCGAUUCUGAACCGAGAGUGCACGAUCGACUACAAAGUGCCGGACAGUGAUGUUGUGAUACGCAAGGGAACUCAGGUGAUCAUACCGUUGUUGAGUAUCAGUAUGAACGAGAAGUACUUCCCCGAUCCAGAGCUCUAUUCUCCAGAGCGGUUUGACGAGGCCACAAAGAACUACGAUGCAGAUGCGUACUAUCCGUUCGGAGCUGGUCCUCGCAAUUGCAUCGGCCUUCGACAAGGUGUAUUGGUGUCCAAAAUAGGACUUGUUUUCUUGCUGUCAAAGUUCAACUUCCAAGCCACAACUCCGGCAAAGGUAAAGUUUGCCGCCGCUACUGUAGGUCUCACUCCAGACGCUGGAUUCCCAAUGAGGAUAGAGCAUAGAAAGUGA
This is a messenger RNA of Anopheles arabiensis, 3054 nucleotides long. RefSeq names its product cytochrome P450 6d3-like. The coding region runs from base 85 to 3054 and encodes 989 amino acids. The transcript has 4 exons. The record is from RefSeq and is a predicted model, not a curated record. Gene Ontology annotation, molecular function: heme binding; iron ion binding; oxidoreductase activity, acting on paired donors, with incorporation or reduction of molecular oxygen. NCBI's taxonomy places the organism in Eukaryota, Metazoa, Arthropoda, Insecta, Diptera, Culicidae.